Spodoptera litura is the source of this 3299-nucleotide messenger RNA. RefSeq lists its product as uncharacterized. Lineage: Eukaryota; Metazoa; Arthropoda; Insecta; Lepidoptera; Noctuidae. The record is from RefSeq and is a predicted model, not a curated record.
GCGCCGAGCCGCCGGCGAGCGGGCGUCGCCCCUCCUCGCGGCCCGCGCCCCGCAACCGCCCUCGUCCGUCGAAUCUCUCGUCGUCGCCGGCAAACUCGAACGACCUCUUUUCGCUAACUAACGUCGCACCCGCGUCCGAUUCCCGCCGCGAAACUGCGCUCGAUCUCUUCGCGUACUCAUCACACUCUGAAAUAUUUUUCAGAGUUUAGCAGAAAUAUUUUAAAGAAACUUUGUUUCAUAGUUUGGAAAUAAGCGGUCGUAGGUUUAACGUAAUAUUUAAUUUAUUUUUUGGGAGAGUGGGUUUAGUCAUGGACUUGGCAAGUUUAGUUGAAUAGUGGUAGGGUUGCUAGAGCGCAAGAGUGCGGUGAUGUGGCGGUGCGCGGCUUGGCGAGGAUGUCGGUCGCGGCCUGCGUGUGCGCCGGCGGGCGCGUAGGGCCUGCACCAUGGACUGCUGCAACUACGGGGAGUACCGCGGGCCGGGCCAGUACGCGCCCGCCUGGGACGGCUACGGCGGCUACGCACCGCUGCCUUACGCGCCCUACGCGCACGCCUACUACGCGCCGCACGCGCACGACCCCUACGCGCGAUACUAUCGCUAUGAUUAUCCCAGUCAUCACAUGCACCAUGAACAUGUCAUGCCUAUGGAUUACGGCGGGUACGCGUCGAAGGAGGCGCGCGUGCGACGCUCGCUGGCGCGGCGGGAACAGCGCGCGCACACCCCCGCUCAACACCUGCCUCUCCCACCCACGCCACCGCUAGAAUGUGGAAUGAACGGUCGGGGUCCCGCUUACUGCGAACCGCAGAUGUGGCCGCAUUAUCAGCAGAUGGGUGCUAUGGGUGGCGGUGGCUGGAGUGGCGCGAACGCAGCUAACGGGUGGGCCCCGCGCAAUGCGUGCUCGCGUGACCACAUGCGGUAUCCUCCUGAAUGUCGCCCGAUGAAGAGUGCUCAUUUGCAUAGUCAGAGUCAGGCUUGUCAACAAGAUGGGAGAUCUACGCCUUAUCCUGUUUAUACGGAAGAUACGCAUUACAAUGGAGAGGGUAGUGCAAGGCAAAGAAAUACCCCCGAAUUCACGCCGGCUGUAACACAGAGUGAAGCAAGCCGCGCUCCUCGUGAACGUUUUCCUGUCGAGCCCCGUCGCUCGCCUCCCGAAGAGAAGCGGGCGCCGCCAGUAGUUCCGCUGCCAGCUUUCCAACAAGCGUUUGGGUCCACAGAGAUUGGGAAAUUUGCUGAGGCAUUUAGUCGGACGGAGAUCGCAGUGGACGAUACUCCCGCCGACAAUUUUAUGUACGAGUCGUUUCCCGAGUGGGAUGGAUCUGUUGAACCUCAAUGGUCCUCCCAACCCGCGGCGCAACCCUCGUCGCGGGAAAUCAAAUGCGAAGACAACUUUUAAGUUGUCUUUGCUCUAGUACUAAUUUGUAGGCAAGUAUGCCUUUUAGUUAAAUUAGACAAAUUGUAGUUCCACCACCAAGUUGCCAAAAUGAGUAGAAUUGAGAUGAGGAGUUGAAUGUCAUAGGACUAUUAUGAUGUGAUGUCAAAAUUACUGAAGAUUACGAAAAUUUAAACGACCGGAUAAAAUAGUGGUGUGACUUUUAAUUCAAUAUAUAAAGUAGAUUAAUUAGUUAAUCCCUUUAACUAGUUUUAGGCCGAUCUUGAAAUGAGAAAUAUUAUAACGAGGAAGUGGGAAGGUUAGGUACUGCAUAUAGGAUAACAAAUGAAUCAUGACUCAAUGUGCCUUUAUUCGGAGAGCCCGGCCGCUACUCGCGCGGUGUCGUCCGCCCCAUUCUGCGUUGCUAUGUACGACAUAACAUUACAAUAGCAAUUAUAGGGACCAACGUUUAGACAAAUAUACACGACCCGGUCGCGUGCACACACCAUGCGCAAUAAGCUCAACGAAAUACUUUAUGAAUGUUCUGGGAUUUUAAAGAAAAUUAUAGCAACAUUAACUUAAAUAAAAUAAAUAAUAAAAAAACAAAUUAGUAGCUUGUAAUUAACUAAUAAAAUAAUUAAAUCUUGAUCUUUCAAAACUAAUUGUUCCCUUUAAUAAAUAUGCUUUCUUGGGCUAUCCUGUAUAAUUUUGAAAUUACAUACCUACAUAACAUAAAACUUCUAAAUAUAAACUCAUAAUAACACGAUUCAUAUAAUUUGAUUCCUAUUUCUGUUAGUUAUAAACCUAAUUAUAAUAAUAAUUAUAACAAAUAAAUGAUGAUCGUUAUUGAAAAUAUUUGAGGGGCUAUGAGACGCCGCGCGGUCUUAUUAUAAACAUUCAAAAUUUUUCAGAAAGUAAUGAAACAAGUCAUGUGUGUAGGUAUAAAUAGGUAGUUAAAUUUGAUAAAAAUUUUAAAGAGAUUACUUAUGAAUAAAAUGGCUUUUUAAUUGAAUAUUUAGGGGUCCAACAACGUUGAUGUAAAGUGUUUGUCGUGAUUUUAAUUUCCCAUUUAGAAUCGCAAAUACGACAGCAAUAUAUCGCGUAGGUAUAUACUGGUAAUCAGUGGCCAUCGAUUACCUAGUACCUAGCUGAAUUAAUGUUACAACAAAGUGUCUGUUGUUAUGUUUAGUUAGGUAUAUCAACUUAAACGGUUGCUUGGUGACAAAGAACUAAUGUCGUUUCUCGUUUAGAAACUGAGUAUUUAUUAACAUGAGUUUUGUAAAUGAUUAGUGUCUGUGAUAGAGUUGUUUGUGUAUGUAUAUGUUUUAAUAUAGGUUGCUAUGUAAAUUAUGUCCUACAAAUUAAUUAAAAUUUGGUAUUUAUGUUAAUAUUGUCAUUCAUUAGAUGUUAAACUGUCCACUUACAGAUGAUUUUUUAUCGAUUACGUGGUUUCGCGGUCAGUUAUGAGAAAGCUGCCUUUAUGUAAGAACAGAGAAACCCAAAAAUUCCGAAUUAUUUCAUACCCCUUUUGAUUCCACAACGAAUGAAAGUGUUUUUGUGUAAAGAGGUCACGGGACUCGUUUGUAUAGCACCUGUCGAAUUUGUUGUUACAUCUGUUUGAUUGUCAGCGGAAGCUAAAGUUGAUGUUAGUUACUUUGUUUCGAGCUUAAUACUUAAAUAAAUUUAUCUUAUAAUGUGCGGUGCAUGGAUAACAGUAACUUCCAGUGGUCUUCAUUUUUAUAGAGAAAACUUGUGUGACAGUAUUUUCGGUCCUUUUCGAUUUAAAAAAAAACAGCAAAAUUAAUGGAGUGCCUUACGUAUUUAAUAUGAUAUGAAAUUAGGAUGGAUGAAUUUUAUUCUAGCAUAAUUUGAUGAAACACCAUAAUAAAAUAUAAUAGCGUAAUGAAACUUCUUUUAAAUCGAGUAUUUCAU